UAUAUCCUUCCAUCUUCAUUUCCAUCGCCAUCUAUAUAUCCCUUUAUCUCCACCGCACAACAUCUAUUACGAUUAUACAAACGCGGUCUUUCUAUCGUUAUCUCCGUCUUUUACGAACAUACAAGCACAGUCUUUCCAACAAAAUCGCUCCUAUACCGUAUAAACUCAAGAAAUCUGCUUCACAAUAAGCUCUUUUCAGAAUAAGGUUUGUGGAGAGGGCUAUUAUACCUAUUGGAUGAAUUGUAAAAGUGGAAAUUUUUCGUUCUACUUUGCUAAUUCUUCCACCCGGAAAUAGGAAAUAAUAAAUAACCUUAUUCUGAAAGGGUUUAGUGUGGAGCAGAUUUCUUGAGUUUAUACGGUAUUGUGUUGUGUACAGGAGUUGUUUUUUACAGUAUCUGCUGUUUAGACAACCCUGGCGGCGGUACCUAUUCGGAGGAGAACGGCCUGUUAUUUCUCCGAACAGGUUACGUCCUUCAGCAGCAGCUAUUUAGAACAUCCUGGCGGUGGUUACGUCCUUCAGCACCUGCUGUUUAGCACAGCUCCAACACAAUUCAUUCACUAGCUUUUAUUGAUCACUUCUACCCUUCAUUUUGUCCGAAGAGUCAAGGCUGCUCUAUAGCCUGGGUGGGUCGGGAAUUACACGUAAAAUGUGGUCUAGCAUAUUUUUUUUAAUGCAAUCAUUCUCUUAACUAUAUUUCAUCGCUAAUUGUAGUUAUAGGGAAAAUUAUGUCGGUUCCGAUUGGGAAACUUCAGCUAGAAAAGCUCCUUAACGAGAGAGUGUUUGUAAAAUGGGUAGAUCAAUCAGUUGCUCACAUGAUAACAAGCACAAUCCAAACUUUGUUAUGACUGCACAUUGUGAUGCGAGAGAACAUAUUCAUAUUCACUUUUCUCUUACGGUGUCUAUCAAGCUUGCUGGCAAGAAGCUACAAAUGGAAAUGACGUUGGUUGUUCCUCCAGACGCCGACUUCGCAAGUGCCUCUACGCCUCGUCCAAUAUCGAGCAUCGAUGAUUUAUCUCACGACGCUUCUGCCAUUCACGAAGCCGGUUUAAGCAAUUCACAACAUCUCUUCCUUUUACAAUUCAAUCUAACUACGAAGGGAUUCGUCAUUACGAAGGAGAAGACUGCUCCGAUUAUUAGGCCCAGCACUACGACCACAAACAAGUUGAUUCGUAACCUUGAAUCUCUAUCUAAUACAACGAUCUUUAGCAUAUACAUCAGUCAAAGCACUUAUGCGGAGAUAGGCCUAGAAAAGCUUCGCACGCACUUAAGCAACACUUGUACUGAUACCGAUACACGCGAAACCAACAUAAAGGAGAAGUAUAUUCAACAAGGGGCUAUGUUAGUGGAAUGGAGUAGAUUCGUCGACAACACUCACCACCGCCACCAUAUACUCAGCCAUCUCCGGAAGUGUAGGUUCCUCGGUCACCACCAAUCAUUUUUGAAAGGGAAACACCAAUCAUAAUAUCGAAGCGGCGAUUGCAGAAACAAUUCCGGAGACACCGACUCGUACUCCAGUUAGCCCGAACCUCAUGCCGGCACCAAAUAGCAUUUUCUCUCCUAACAUCGAAGAGUCGUUAGAUAUCGAAGAGGACUUGAGAUAUGUGGCAGAGGACUUCGAUGUGGAUUCGGAUGAGGAACGUCUCGCUAACUUGAAUGCUCGAGAACUAAGUCAGCAAUGAAACUAUGAUUUAGAAGAGUUUCAAAGAUACUUGAGUGGAAGUUCGUACAAUGGAUACAAACAGCAAUACGAUAAACUCGAAUGUGCACAAACACAAACGUUUAAUUACCAAGUUGUCAACUCUAGCUAAUUGUGUGGGUACAUCUAACACUGGUAUAUUUGAUGCUACUAUAUACCCUGGUGUUCUGCCUUAUUUUUCUAUGAUCCCUUUUGAUUCCGACAAUACUUUUGGGUUAUAAGAGGAGAGAAAUUUAUGGUUUAUUUCAGAUAUAGUCGAGCGAAGAAGAAUACCAUGAUGCCAGCGACGAUCCAGACCGCGAAGCUGUAGAGGAGCAGAGGAAGAGCGUUUAAAACAAGACGCUUAGACUCCGUCUCCAUCCUAAGCGCUAUACGAGAUAUGAGAUUUCUUGAUCUAACAAAACUAAUGGGAGGAGAAGCACUGACUCUCCCAUAUACCCUUUCCAAGAAUGGCUAUACCUAUAGAUCAAGAACACUCAUUGAUUCGGGAGCAAAUGGAUUCGCCUUUAUCAACAACACACUCCUUACUUGUUUGUUUCCUAUGUUUAAACCCAAAAUCGCUGGUUAAAUGGGCUAAUGAGGUUCAUUAUGGUGUUGAGGCAGCCCGGAGAGCGGCCUGGACCUGCUCCAUACAGCUAGCAGGGAUCUAAAUAACAGAUUAAUGCGAAAAUUAAAAGCUAUACAAACAAGGGGUCCUUACAUUGAGAUACGACGCCUUGCUGCGGCGGCGACGGGGGCAUUUACUAUGUAUAUGUAUACAGGUCAAACCAGGCUUCAUAGCGAGGUUAUAUAGACAUUUAAUGUAACAAUUAUGGUCUGGCGCUGCGACAGGCCGGGAACGGGGGUGUAUACGAGUACGAGCGUUUCGUUGUUUGGGAAUUAUGAUAAAUAAGUGUGGAUUGUUGAAUGGUAGGAGGGGUAGAGUUUAUGAAGCGGAGGAUGGAAGGAAGUGGAGGAUGGAAGGAAGUGGGAAAGGGAACGCGUUUAUAUAUUGAUCCAAACAAAGACGAAAGUCUCAAGCGAAAACAACAAACAUGGUUGAGUCAUAUCGCAUAUGUGUUCUACAGGAGGUUGCAGGAGAUCAUAACUAUAUAGAAACAAAAAAGCCAUCACCAAUAGUAACGAUAAUAACAAUGGCAAACCUGAAUAUUGUUGUAUAUAUAUGAGGAGGAGAGGAGAGCAGGGAAUACACCCUUUAUAUCAUACUAGGCAAACAAGGCCUACUAACUAAUCCGAAAU
Messenger RNA from Sclerotinia trifoliorum, 2936 nucleotides. The record is from the annotation of a GenBank genome assembly. NCBI's taxonomy places the organism in Eukaryota, Fungi, Ascomycota, Leotiomycetes, Helotiales, Sclerotiniaceae.